AUGUGUAAUGCUGCCAAACUAAAUUGGGCGAGGGAAAUUCUGAAGGAACUGUUUGGCCAGUCGUUUCAUGUGACAUGGACGCUCAUUGACGGGGUGCUAGCCGAGGGCCGUAUAGCGAGAAACAAGCCCGAAUCGUUAGUAAGACUGAUAAUGAAGAUGCAAAACUAUUUCUUUUCCCUGACUAAAAUGAAGUAUGAAGCUGAUCUGAACGCACUACACACCCUAGAGGCAAUAUUACGAUGCCUGCCGGCUGACAUACAGCAGCGAUGGGCGGAGGAGACGGUGAUUAUUGGCCGUUUAGAAAAGGAACCAAACUUUACCGAGCUAACGGAAUUCAUCCGAAACCGUGCCAAAGUCGCCAGCAGUCGCUUCGGACAACUCGCCUGA
Echinostoma caproni is the source of this 387-nucleotide messenger RNA. The record is from the annotation of a GenBank genome assembly. Lineage: Eukaryota; Metazoa; Platyhelminthes; Trematoda; Plagiorchiida; Echinostomatidae.